Messenger RNA from Astyanax mexicanus (Mexican tetra), 3622 nucleotides. It is a transcript of the gene acox1, whose product is annotated as acyl-CoA oxidase 1, palmitoyl. The record is from RefSeq and is a predicted model, not a curated record. The transcript is spliced from 14 exons. Gene Ontology annotation, cellular component: peroxisome. NCBI's taxonomy places the organism in Eukaryota, Metazoa, Chordata, Actinopteri, Characiformes, Acestrorhamphidae. Gene Ontology annotation, biological process: very long-chain fatty acid metabolic process; lipid homeostasis; fatty acid beta-oxidation using acyl-CoA oxidase. Gene Ontology annotation, molecular function: FAD binding; fatty acid binding. Bases 102 to 2081 code for a protein of 659 amino acids.
AGAGUGGAUUGCUAAGGAGGCCAGAGUGGAAAUAUUACACAACAGGUUCAUCAUAAAACAGCACACUUUUCAUUACUGCAGCGCUCAUCUUCACACCAGCCAUGAAUCCUGACCUCCGCCGAGAACGGGAGAAUGCCUCGUUUAACCCGGAGAUCCUCACUAACAUACUGGACGGCAGUGCAGAGAAAACCAGCAGGAGAAGAGAAAUAGAGUCUCUGGUGAUCAAUGACCCUGACUUCCAGCACGAUGAUCUGAACUUCAUGUCCCGCAGCGACCGCUACGAUGCGGCCGUGAAGAAGAGCGCUCAGAUGAUCCUGAAGCUCAGAGAUUAUGGUAUCUCUGACCCAGAGGAGAUAUACUUCUAUAAAAGAUGUGUCCACCGUGGUUCCUCCGAGCCCCUGGAUCUUCACCUGGGGAUGUUUCUGCCGACAUUGCUGAACCAGGCUUCUCCCUCACAGCUCGACACCUUCUUCACACCUGCGUGGAACCUGCAGAUCAUCGGCACUUAUGCUCAGACAGAGAUGGGUCACGGUACUCACAUUCGCCGACUUGAGACCACAGCCACCUACGAUCCCUCCACUCAGGAAUUUGUACUGAAUUCACCAACAGUCACCUCUAUCAAGUGGUGGCCAGGAGGCUUGGGUAAGACUUCGAAUCACGCCAUUGUGUUGGCCCAGCUCUACACACAGGGCAAAUGCCAUGGCCUCCAUGCCUUUAUCGUCCCCAUACGCAGCAUGGAAACCCACCAGCCUCUGCCAGGUAUAACUGUGGGUGAUAUUGGGCCAAAGUUUGGCUUUGAUGAGGUUGAUAACGGUUAUCUGAAGCUGGACAAUGUUCGCAUCCCACGUGACAACAUGCUUAUGAAGUAUGCAAAGGUUGAGCCUGAUGGAACAUAUGUGAAGCCUCCUAGUGAUAAGCUGACCUAUGGCACUAUGGUGUUCAUUCGCUCCAUGAUCGUGGGAGAGUCUGCCAAAGCUCUGGCCAAAUCCAGCACCAUCGCCAUCCGCUACAGCGCUGUCCGUCACCAGUCCGAGCUGCGGCCAGGAGAACCAGAGCCGCAGGUUUUGGACUAUCAGGCUCAGCAGUAUAAACUCUUCCCCCUUCUGGCUGCCGCCUAUGCCUUUACCUUUGUGGGUCAGUACAUGAGCAACAUGUACCACCGCAUCACUGGAGACAUUAACCAGGGAGACUUCAGCGAGCUCCCAGAGCUCCAUGCUCUUGCUGCAGGUUUGAAGGCCUUCACUACCUGGGUUACUAACACAGGGAUAGAGGUGUGCCGGAUGUCCUGUGGUGGACAUGGCUACUCGCGCUGCAGCAGCCUACCAGACAUCUAUGUCACCUUUACUGCCACUUGCACCUACGAAGGAGAGAACACUGUCAUGAUGCUGCAGACAGCCAGAUAUUUGGUGAAGAGUUACCGACAGGCACGUGAGGGUCAGCAGCUCAGUGGGAUCGUAUCUUACCUGAAUGAACAGCAGCGGGUGCAGCCUCAUCCUGUCUCCUCCAGGCCCACUGUUGUCAACAUUAAUGACCUGUCCAGCCUGGUAGAGGCAUACAAGCUUCGUGCAGCCAGACUGGUUGAAAUGGCAGCUAAGGGUCUUCAGGGGGAGCUGCAGCGCAGUAAGAGUCAGGAAGAUGCCUGGAACAACUGCUCUAUCGAACUUGUCAGAGCAUCAGAUGCCCACUGUCACUAUGUGGUGGUAAAGCUGUUUGCUGCUAAGCUGAAUGAAGUCAGCGACACUGCAGUGCACUCUGUCCUCAACACACUUGCCCUACUGUACGCCCUGCAAGGGGUCGCCCUGAACUCCGGAGACUUCCUGCAGGCUGGUCUGCUGACUGUUCCUCAGCUGGCUCAGGUCACUCAGAGGAUAAAGGCUCUUCUGGCGGAGAUCCGGCCAAAUGCUGUGGCUCUGGUGGAUGCUUUUGACUAUCGUGACGAGAUGCUGAACUCCGCUCUGGGCCGCUACGAUGGGAACGUGUACGAGAGCAUGUUCGAGUGGGCCAAAAGGUCCCCACUUAACCGCACAGAGGUCCAUGACGCUUACUACAAGUACAUGAAACCCCUCCAGUCCAAACUGUGAGCAGCGGAGCCACCAGCUCCAUGUCCAUCCGAAAGCACUAAUGGCACUAACUCAUAGCCAGAGAACAAUCCUUCAAUCGGAUCUCAUCAAUCAGAAUUUCCAAACUGAUCUGCUGGAUUAUCCAGGGCCUUAAUUAAUCAUAGAGCUGAUCUAGGAUCAGUCUAAUGUCUUUUUAAAUUUUGAUUAAACAGUUAAUAUAGAUAAGGGAACCAGAUCCCAGACCAGAUGAGUGUAAUCAGUUGAUUGAUGGAUAUGGUUGAACUAAAGGGUCUUGGGGUUAGAAUGGGACCUGAUAGUAAACUGAAGAGAGCUUUGCUAUGAGAUGUUUUGUAAGGUUUUUAGCUAUGAUUGUCUAUCUCUUUUUGAUUUCCUACUGCCAAUCUGUAUUCUGAAAGAUUAACAGAUGAACAACUGGUUUUGACAUAUGAUUAUAGUAAUAUCAUGUAAUAUCACUCGGGCUCAGGAGUCGAUGUGAGGCCCUCACUUUGUUGAUGGUAGCAUCACAAAUAUCAUGAAUAUAAAUUAAAAAAAAACUUUAAACAAAAGACUUUCCACCAAUCCAACAACUAAUUAAAGGACCAUGUAAGCAUCCAAAUGGCUAAUUAAGCUGCUGUAGUUUUAUGUUGAACCAUUGACUUUAUUAAAGAUUGAUAAACCAUUUUUACACAGAAGACUGACUACAACCAGCAGUUUACACUAUAUCUUACAUAAAACGUAUGCACUUAAAGUCUAAUAAAUUAAGUUGUUUAUAGGAAAGCAAAAACUCAAGCAAUAUUAUAAUCAGAACUAGUCAUUAUCUGAAAAACAAAUAUUCCUUUUUUAUAGCCUAACAGCAUUUUUUUAUCAUUGACUGAAAUAUUUAGUCUUGAAUAAAUUAGAUGACUAGGGGGACCUGCUCUGUUUAUUAAAGAGUGUACAUAAGCACAUCUACACAUACACAACUGAAACACAUGCAUAGGAUCACACACACAUAGGAUCAUACAAGCAUAGGAUCACACUUUUUUAUGCAGUAUGAGUCACUGUUUGGAAACUCUCUAGUUGUCAGACUGAGUCUAUUGUUCUGUUCUAUGUUUUUCAUUUUUCUUGUAGCAGUUUAUUACAGAUGUUUUCACUACAGAAACAAAUAGAGUGCAAUGGUUUGUGCACCCUCCAUAUGUCAUUAUGAUUUAAAUUCUCAGAUUUACAUGCAUAGGAUCACAUUUCUUUUAACAUAACAUUUCCAGGAAUAAAAAUAGUGGAAUAUUUUGGAUGACUGAGGAUUGUAUUAAUCAGUAGGUUCUGUAGCCUUGUGGUAAGAGCCGCCAUUUCAAAAAUCAUGCCUUAAUCCGUUAAACUGUGUUUUUUUUUAUUUUGGAGGCCAGUUCAUUUCUCUUUCUGUUCUGCAUGAAGGGAAAUAAUCAUCUGCAUUAUAUUUCUUGAUUAAAUAUUUCAUAAUUUUGCCUAUUGUUUUGAUUAAAGCUCUUGUAGCCAGACUACUGUAUAAUUACACAUGCUGUUAAAACAGUGUAACUGAUUAAUUAUUAAACUUAAUUCAAAAUGAA